Messenger RNA from Macrosiphum euphorbiae (potato aphid), 3357 nucleotides. Lineage: Eukaryota; Metazoa; Arthropoda; Insecta; Hemiptera; Aphididae. The record is from the annotation of a GenBank genome assembly.
AUGACGGACUUGGCGUCUGCUAUGGCUAAACUAUCCACUGAAAUUACUACGACUGCACAUUCUUCGACAGUGGACAAGCUGUAUGAUGUCUUCAUGAAUUGGUGUUCAAAAAACAACUUGAAACCACAGUACAAAAUAACUGAUAUUAAUGAAGAUCAAAAUGUAAAAUUUGAAAUCAGAGUACCUACUUAUGCCUACAUAGGAGUUGGAAAUGCAAAAACUGAAGAAAUUGCUCGACAAAAAGCAUUAAAAGAUAUCUUAUUAUAUUUAGCAGAUAAAAAUGAAAUAUCGGCUAUUUCAAAGAAAAAAAAAGAAAAGAAAAUUGAGGACUCUAAAAUAGAUUCAACUAAAAAUAAAAAGCAAAAUAGUUUGGAACCAGUUGUUUGUGGUAAUUGGACAAUUGAUACUGCUUAUAAGAGAUUACAACAAUACAUUCAAUCUAAUGAUAAAGCAAAUCUUAAGUCAAAUAUUGCAACUAUUGGAAAGAGUUUUGUUGUUAGCAUGUCAAUAUUUAUUGAACAACUAAAUAAAACAAUUUCUACUUGUGAAAUCGGAAAAUCAAAGAAAAAUGUAAUACAACAAUGCGAACUUACUUUAGUUAAUAAUUUAUGUACAUUAGGGUUAAUUGAACCUUACUCAAGUGAUAGAGUGAAAAAAUAUAAACUAAAUUGUAUCCGUAAUUUGUUGAAUGAUGUCAAUGUUAAUGGAAAACUGGUGAAAAAUUUAUAUGGCUUAUUAAAAGAUCUUAAGAUUAAGCCAAUGAUUGAUGAGAAUUAUGCUGGCAUUUUAAAUAAUACAACAUUGCUUCUUGACAAGGUUGUUGAACCAAUUGUACCUUUAUAUCAAUUUAAUGCUUCUAAAGUGGUACGAUGGGGCCCUCCUCAGUCAAAUUGGAAUCCGUGGUUAGCUGUUAAGAUUUAUAAUCCUAAAUCUUUAUUUGAUAUAAGUUGUAAGAUAAAGAGAGAAUUUGAUGAAAAAAAAAAACAUUCACUUACAUUUCAAAAAAGGAUAAAAGACAGAUCUAGUUUGCCAAUAUUCAAAAAAAAGAAUGCUAUUUUGAAUACAAUUAGAGACAAUUCUGUAAUUAUUGUACAUGGAGGUACUGGUUGUGGAAAAACCACUCAGGUUUGUCAAUUCAUACUUGAAGAGUUUAUUGACGCAAAUAAAGGAGCAAAUUGUAACAUUAUCUGCACUCAACCUAGAAAGGUAUCAGCCAUCUCUAUUGCAAACCGAGUGAGUUUUGAAAGAGCUGAAGCUAUUGGGAAAAGUGUUGGAUAUACAGUUAGAUUUGAUAGUAUGGUACCGCAGUCUUUUGGAGCGAUUCUAUUCUGUACAGUUGAAAUUUUGAUACGGAAAUUAAAGACUGGUUUGUUUGGUGUAACACAUGUUGUUGUGGAUGAGAUACACGAACGGCGUGCUGGCUGUGAACUGUUGUUGAUUAUUCUGAAGGACAUGGUGCAAAAAUAUCUAGAUCUUAAAGUUAUUCUCAUGUCUGCAAAUGCAAAUUUAAAUAUAUUCAGUAAAUAUUUCAACAACUGUCCAAUUAUUGACGUGGAAGGAAAUUGCUACCCUGUAAAAGAUUUUUUCUUAGAAGAUAUUGUUGAAAUGUUAGACUAUAAACCAUCUUUAGAAGAAAUUAAAAUUGCAAAGAAAAAAAAUAUUCAAACCAUAGUUAAUUGUAAUUUAGUAGUUUCUAAUGAAUAUUCCCCAAAAGUUAAAGAUAGAGUUGCAAAUAUCAGUGAGGAAAGUCAACAUUUAAAAAUGAUUGAACUGUUGUUGACACAUAUUGAAAAUAAUUUAAAAAUAAAAGGUGCUGUCUUAAUAUUUUUACCUGGAUGGGCUUGGAUUUCAGAACUCAAUAAUCAUUUACAACAGAAUGAGACAAUUGCUCAAAACUGUUCCAUCUUGCUUCUUCAUUCAUCAUUAUCUCAUGCACAACAACAUAAAGUAUUUAAGCCUGUUCCACUUGGCAAGCGUAAAGUUAUUUUGUCUACAAAUAUUGCUGAAACUUCAAUUACUAUAGAUGAUGUUGUGUUUGUUAUUGAUUAUGGAAAAUCUAAGAUAGUUAGGUGUACUAAUAAUGUAACUAUAUUUGACACAGUUUGGGCAUCCAAAGUAAAUGUGGUACAAAGAAGAGGACGUGCUGGUCGUGUUCAAGAGGGUUACUGUUUUAGUUUAUAUACAAAGGAACGAUUCAAAAAAAUGGAUGAUAACAUAUCGCCAGAACUAAAUCAUUGUUCUUUGAAUAAAAUUGGGUUAACUAUCAAAUUAUUAAAUUUGGGUGAUAUUUAUACAUUUUUGAAAAAAGCUAUUGAUCCACCGCCUGCUCAAUCUGUAUAUAAUGUUAUUGAUACACUUAAAGAAAUGAAAUGUCUUGAUGGGAAUGGUAACCUCACAAAUCUUGGAUUUAUUUUGGCAGAGUUACCUGUAGAACCACAGCUUGGACGAAUGAUGAUUUUGGGUAAUAUACUAAAGCUUGGUGAAUCAUUGAGUAUUAUAGCAGCUGGUUCUUCAACCAAUUAUGAUUUAUUCGUGGGUGAAUAUGGCGAAAACACUGCUAAGCAUUAUUAUUCUGGCAACCGUUGUUCAGAUCAGUUGGCUUUUUUAAAUGCUUUUAUGCAGUGGGACUCAACAUAUGGUUAUUAUUCAAAGGCGACCGAUGCUUUUGGAGACAACAAUGUAUCUACUACUGUAUUAAAAGCAACACACAAUAUAAAAGAACAAAUAAUAAACAGGUUUCUGAAGUUUGGUUUUCCUAAAUGUUGUUUUGAAACAGAAAAUUUUGAUUUUGGUAAAACUGGAAUCUCUGAUGAGCCAAAGUUGGAUAUGGUUUCAGCACUCCUUGUAAUGGCAUUUUAUCCUAAUAUUUAUGUUCAUAAGGAAAAGCGUAAGGUAAAUUUAAAGUCAAAGGAAUUUGCUGUUGUUGGUAAAUCUUCUGUAAAUAGUCCUUUAGUGGGAUCAGGUACUCAAUUUCAGUUGCCAUUCUUUGUAUUUGAACAACAAAUAGGUGUACUAUGUAUGAACUCAACUAUGGUGAGUCCUAUACACAUCUUAUUGUUUGGUGCUCAGAAAGUUGAUUAUAUUGAUGGUUUGAUUGUACUGGAUGAUUGGAUAUAUUUGAAUAUGGAUGUUAAAGUUGCUGCGGCAAUUGUCGCUUUGCGGCCAGCAAUUGAAGAUUUAAUUUUAAGAGCUGUUGAAGAUCCAGAACUGAUUAAAAAACCUUCUAUAACUGAUAGUAAGCUAACCAAAGUGUUGAGAGAUUUGUGUAAUUUUAAUGCAGGAAGGGAUAAUUUACUCCCUGUAACAUUUGAUACAAGCGAGGAUAAAAACACGAAGAAUAAGACUAAACAAAAAUGA